This is a messenger RNA of Colletotrichum higginsianum IMI 349063, 2223 nucleotides long. RefSeq names its product Actin polymerization protein. Gene Ontology annotation, biological process: regulation of actin filament polymerization. The transcript has 3 exons. The coding region runs from base 1 to 2223 and encodes 740 amino acids. Gene Ontology annotation, molecular function: protein binding. Lineage: Eukaryota; Fungi; Ascomycota; Sordariomycetes; Glomerellales; Glomerellaceae. The record is from RefSeq and is a predicted model, not a curated record.
AUGGCUGAUGUCGAUGUUGCGCCGACUUUCGGCACUGAGCUCAAGGACGGCUUCAAGCCCGCCAACACCUGGGUGGCCCACGGAAUAUCAUGGCUCGACGAGAUCCAACAGUUUUACCGCGAGAGAAGCGCCAUCGAAAAAGAAUAUGCUGCGAAGCUCAAUGCCUUGGCCAAGAAGUACUUUGAGAAGAAGAACAAGAAGUCGGCACCCCUCAGUGUUGGCGACACGCCUGCCAUGACACCGGGUUCUCUAGAGAGCGCUUCUCUGACGACCUGGUCCACGCAACUCACCACCCUCGAAGCCCGAGCCGACGAACACGAUCGAUACGGAAAUAACCUCCUCUCACAGGUAGCCGAACCCCUCAAGUUCCUGGGUACCCGCUUUGAAGAGUUGCGCAAACGCCAUGCCGACUAUGCCGGCAAACUAGAGCACGAGAGAGACUCCCAGUACGCUGACUUGCGCAAAACGAAAGCCAAAUACGAUGGUGCUUGUCAAGAGGUGGAAAGCAAGCGCAAAAAGUCUGAAUCGUCCUUUGACAAGGCCAAGGCGCAAAGCGCGUAUCAGCAGCAGAUACUUGACAUGAACAACGUCAAGAACACAUACUUGAUUGCCAUCAAUGUUACAAACAAGCAAAAGGAGCGCUACUACCACGAAUACGUUCCCGAGGUUAUGGAUAGUCUGCAGGACCUAUCCGAGUUCCGCACCAUGAAGCUGAACGGUCUGUGGACCAUCGCCUCGCAGCUGGAAGCCGCUAUGCUGCAGAGCAGCAAGGGCCUGAUGGAGAAGCUCGGAACAGAGAUAUCCCGGAACCAGCCUCACCUCGACUCCAUGAUGUACAUUCGCCACAACCUCGGCACAUUCCAGGAACCAGCCGACAAGACCUUCGAGCCCAGCCCAGUCUGGCACGAUGACGACCAAAUGGUCGUGGACGAAUCGGCCAAGAUCUACCUCCGGAACGUUCUCAGCAAAUCCAAGGCGCAACUAGGGGAUCUGCGUAGGGAAGUUGACAAGAAGAGGCGCGAGGUGGAAGCCAUCAAGCGCAUAAAGCAACGUAUCAGGGAAGGCACUGAGAAGAAAGAUGAGGUCAUGGUGGUCACACAGAUAUUUGCACUGCAGGAAGAUCUACAUGCUGUCGACAGGAGGAGGGUUACCGCUGAGGUCGAGACUUCCACCAUCACCUCGGCUGUAGGCGACGUAUCGCUUGGCGCAAAGAACCAUAACUUCAAGGCGCAAACCUUCAAGAUACCCACUAACUGCGACCUAUGCGGAGAGAGAAUAUGGGGCCUAUCGGCGAAGGGCUUCGACUGCAGAGACUGUGGCUACACAUGUCACAACAAGUGCGAGAUGAAGGUUCCUGCCGACUGUCCGGGCGAACAGACCAAGGAGGAAAGAAAGAAGCUCAAGGCCGAACGCCAGGAAGCAGCCAACUCGCUUCUCAGGCCGACGGCGUCCUCGCCCACAAACGCGUCGGAUUCGCCGACUCUGACGAGAUCGAACACGAUGAACUCGUUGAGCUCGGGAUAUGCGCACAGCGCACGUCGGUCGAUAACGGGGGGUCCGACGUCACCCAUAGACGAGGCUCCGCCAGAGCCAUCAACCCCUCGCCCUGCAGCUCCUGCAUCGACUGUCAGCUCGACCACGACCCGUAAGAGGGUCAUGGCUCCGCCCCCGGCCGCAUACAUCAGCGAGCUUCCGGGAAGUGCACCGAACGGAUCGAGCUCAUCGGAGCAGCAGAAGGGCAAGAUGCUAUAUACGUUUGAAGCUAGUGGCGAUGGAGAAGUUUCCGUUCCCGAGGGUCGCGAAGUGACGAUGCUCGAACCGGAUGAUGGUUCCGGCUGGGUCAAGGUGCGCGCUGGCUACAAAGAGGGCAUUGUGCCGGCAAGCUAUGUCGACUGGACGGUCGCUCCCGCAUCGCCCAUGGUUGCGCAAAACACCGGCGCGUCGGCACGACCAGAGUCGACGUACUCCAACUCGGGCUCCUCGAUAGGAACAGCAGGAGCGGGGAAGAAGAAGGGGCCAGCAGUGGCCCCGAGGCGCGGAGCCAAGAAGCUCAAGUACGUGGAGGCUUUGUACGAAUACACAGCGCAGAGCGACGCAGAGCACAGCAUGGCGGAGGGCGAGAGGUUUGUGCUCAUCAAGGACGACCCCGGCGACGGCUGGGCCGAAGUCGAAAAGGGCGGCGUAACGAAGAGUGUGCCCGCGAGCUAUGUACAGGCAGUUUAG